Carya illinoinensis is the source of this 1583-nucleotide messenger RNA. Its product is annotated as probable protein phosphatase 2C 34. The coding region runs from base 316 to 1425 and encodes 369 amino acids. The transcript has 6 exons. The record is from RefSeq and is a predicted model, not a curated record. NCBI's taxonomy places the organism in Eukaryota, Viridiplantae, Streptophyta, Magnoliopsida, Fagales, Juglandaceae. Gene Ontology annotation, molecular function: protein serine/threonine phosphatase activity. Gene Ontology annotation, biological process: protein dephosphorylation.
GUUUGUAUGCAGAAAAGGCUGUGGCCUUGUUUUCCUCUCCUCAAUUAAACUACAACCAGGCAAGACACGAUACCAGUACUAAUAUGGAUUGCCAUGCUUCUCUAUCUCCCUAUUCUCCAACUCUCAGCUUGGCUCGUCGGAAUUCCGUCACAUUCCGGCAAGGGAAGCCCACUUCCAGCCGAAUGCGUCAGAUUCCGGGUCUCUAGUUCCACGUUAUUCAACGAAGAAGUCGCUGCAAAACUCAAGAUUUUUGAGUCUACAAAAAGGAAGUACCACACCUCAUUAGCGGGUAGUGGGAAUUGAAUUUUGAGGCUGAUGGGGCAUUUAUCCUCCUUGUUCAAUGGGCUGGCAAGGUCGCUUUCUUUGAAAAGAGGGAGGAGGAAGUCUGGGAAUUGCAGUGGAAGAGAAGCCGCGGAGGCAAUGGCUAAGGAGGCAAAGAAGAAUGACUUGGUUUUACGCACUUCAGGGUUUAUAAAUGCUAAUGGUUCUAACAACUUUGCCUCAGUUUUCUCGAAGAGAGGCAAGAAAGGAGUGAACCAGGAUUGCUGCAUUGUGUGGGAGGAAUUUGGGUGCCAAGAAGACAUGAUAUUCUGUGGGAUUUUUGAUGGGCAUGGCUCAUGGGGCCAUUUUGUGGCUAAAAUGGUCAGAGAAUCAUUGCCACCAUCUUUGUUAAGCAAUUGGCAGGAGACAGUUGCUGAAGCUGCUCUUGACCCAGAAUGUGAUUUACAAUCUGAUAAAAAGCAUCAUCGGUUUGAUAUAUGGAAGCAUUCCUACCUAAAGACUUGCGCUGCCAUUGAUCAAGAACUUCAUGAGCAACAUCGUAAAAUAGAUUCAUUCUACAGCGGAACAACUGCACUCACAAUUGUUCGGCAGGGUGAUCUCAUCGUUGUUGCAAAUGUUGGGGAUUCUCGUGCUGUAUUGGGUACCACUUCAGAUGAUGGAAGCUUGAUUCCAGUUCAGCUUACUGUAGACUUCAAGCCUAAUUUACCUCAGGAGGCUGAGAGGAUAUGCCAGUGUCAAGGGCGGGUCUUCUGUUUGCGCGAUGAGCCAGGGGUGCACAGGGUCUGGCUGCCGGAUGAGGAAUCACCGGGACUGGCAAUGUCUAGAGCCUUUGGGGAUUACUGUGUGAAGGAUUUUGGACUAAUUUCUGUGCCGGAAGUGACACAAAGGAAUAUAACCAGCAGGGACCAAUUUGUCGUGCUGGCAACUGAUGGGGUAUGGGAUGUUAUCUCCAACCAAGAAGCAGUAGAAAUUAUAUCUUCAACACCAGACAGGACGCAAUCAGCCAAGCGUCUUGUUGAGUGUGCUGUGCUCGGAUGGAAGCGCAAGAGGCGGGGCAUUGCUAUGGAUGACAUUUCAGCCAUUUGUCUUUUUUUUCACCCUUCUCCAUCCCUGCAAGUGCACCCUCUUGCUCUACUGGAUUAGUAUUGUAAAUGUCAAGUUACUUGCUGUGUGUUUUGCAAUGCAAUCUUGAUUUUGAGGUAGUUGAUGAGCAAUAAUUCUUAUGUCAAGAUGUUUGCAUUUGCUAGUCAGGAUAUAAACUUAUGGGAAAAUAAUAGAGAUUCCCCACGUGCUUCCUCUCC